Aureobasidium subglaciale EXF-2481 is the source of this 1291-nucleotide messenger RNA. RefSeq lists its product as uncharacterized. The coding region runs from base 124 to 1065 and encodes 313 amino acids. The record is from RefSeq and is a predicted model, not a curated record. Gene Ontology annotation, cellular component: mitochondrial inner membrane. Gene Ontology annotation, biological process: mitochondrial phosphate ion transmembrane transport. Gene Ontology annotation, molecular function: phosphate transmembrane transporter activity. Lineage: Eukaryota; Fungi; Ascomycota; Dothideomycetes; Dothideales; Saccotheciaceae. The transcript is spliced from 4 exons.
CGUAAAUGCCGAUAUCUCCGAGAAUCCCGCGACCUCCCCCCAACCUCCCCUUGCAUUUAAGUAAACACUUUGUGACUCCUCACGCAUCUUCAUCGGCUUUUGGCUUUUUCUUAUCCAUUCGCAAUGACCACACCAGCUCCUUCGUUGGCGCAAGCCGUCACGCAAAAGAAGCCCGAGGGUAUUGACCUCUACGCUCGCUUCGCGCUUGCCGGAGCUCUCGGUUGUUCCAUCACGCAUGGUGGCUUCACCCCCGUCGAUGUUGUCAAGACCAAGAUUCAGCUUGAUCCUGUGACAUACAACCGCGGCACCAUUGGCACUUUCCGUCAAGUCAUUGCCAAUGAAGGCGCUGGUGCUCUGCUGACCGGUGCCGGUGCAACCUUUGCCGGUUACUUUGUCCAAGGUGCUUUCAAAUUCGGCGGAUACGAGUUUUUCAAGAAGCAAUCGAUUGAUUACCUUGGUCUUGAGACUGCAAAGGCCAACCGUGGUUUGGUCUACGCUUUCUCAGCUGCCAGUGCCGAGUUCUUUGCUUCUGUUGCUCUGUGUCCUCUUGAAGCUACUCGCAUUCGUCUUGUCUCUACUCCUGGAUUUGCAAAUGGUUUGGUUGGUGGUUUCAGCAGAAUCUUGAAGACUGAGGGUGUUGGUGCUUUCUACAACGGUUUCGGACCCAUUCUGUUUAAGCAGGUCCCUUACACUGUCACCAAAUUCCUCGCCUUCGAAAAGUUCUCCGAAGCCAUCCUCGGCACAAUGGACAAAUCUACAAUGACCCCCGGCAUGGCCACCACAGUCAACCUAGGCUCUGGUCUCCUCGCUGGUUUCGCCGCCGCCAUCGUCUCUCAGCCCGCUGACACUAUGCUCUCCAAGAUCAACAAGACCAAGGGCUUGCCUGGUGAGAGCACUGCUUCCCGUCUCGUCAAGAUUGCUGGUGAAUUGGGUCUCCGCGGUUCUUUUGCUGGUCUGCCUACGAGAUUGUUCAUGGUUGGUGGUUUGACUGCUGGUCAAUUCGCUAUCUAUGGUGAUAUCAAGAAGGCGCUUGGUGCUACCAGCGGUGUUGAGAUUGCCAAGUAGAGGUAUUGCGCAAAUCCAGACAGACAAAUAUUGUACCAUCAAGCAUAGAGACAAAAUAAACGUGAUAGGUAUCCAUCGAUCUGUCAGUCCAGUAAAGUCAAUCUAGAGUAAUGGCCACUGUACACUAUCUGCGUUGGCCUGCGAUACCUGAACUCAAAUACGUCGACGAUCUGUUCUUCGGUAAUAUAUCUGACCCACCCAGCUAGGUCGACACAGACGGGAACAC